This is a messenger RNA of Rotaria socialis, 1431 nucleotides long. NCBI's taxonomy places the organism in Eukaryota, Metazoa, Rotifera, Eurotatoria, Philodinida, Philodinidae. The record is from the annotation of a GenBank genome assembly.
AUGAAUUUGUCUGCUAAUAACAAUGCAUCGGAUCAACUGAUUGCGAACAUUAAUGCUAAUAUAAUUAAUCGUUACCAAUCAGGUCAAUUACAAGUAGAGUGGGCAAAUAAUUCACUUUGUAAUGGUUCAAGUUCAUCAAGUGUAAGCAUUCACGAACCAGGAAAUUUCACAACAGUAACAUUAGGCGUCAUAAGUCGACUGGUAUUAGUAACUCCACCAGCAUCAUGCCGUUCACAAUGUAGAUGUGAUACUCAACCGGUACUCAAGGCUUAUGAUGCAUCGGGUAAUGCUAUACUAAAAUUAGGUUCCGAUAAUCAACCAUGGCAAGUUGUUGGUACUGUCUUGGGAUCAGCAAACGUAAGUGUUUAUGGUGCUAUUGCUAAUUAUUCAGACGAACAAACACAAUAUUCAAUGUUUGGUGUCACAGCAACUGGUUCAUAUCAAAUUCAAUUUUCUUUCAUCACACCAAGUGACGUUAAUAGUUCAUUUGUUGCUACUGUUAAUUUAACAGUUACCAAUCCUAUACUAAGUGCUAUUCAAAGUGAUGAUGUUUCUGUUGUUUCCAAGAAUGAAACAUUUAAUAUGACGGUUCUAAUCGUUGAUCAAAUAUCAAAAACUCGAAUAGCCGAUAUUCAUUGGGGUGGUUUUUCAUGGACAGCAACAGUUUCUCUGUAUACUUCAUUACAAUAUCAAAGUAAUGGCUCAUUAAUAGCAGCGUCAACGUCAACAGCUAUUGUUAACCUAACAGCAGGCACAGUAACAGCUACAAAUUUGGAAAUUACAGAAAUUGGAAUGUACGUGUUCAGUAUGACAAUAACAUCAUCAAAUAAUCAAUAUUCGAUUCUAUUCACAAAAGGUAGUGUCGUGAAUAGUUUUAUUGUGGAUGGUAGUACUUCAGACGUAGCUGCAGUUUUGACAAUGGGUGCUGUCACAAUAACAACAACUGGUCAAAAUGCUUUAAAUGGUCAAACCAUUAGUUCAUGUUCGGUUGACGAUGUAUUAUAUACUUCUAAUAGUUCAAGUUCAAGUACCAGUGGCGGAAAGAACGCAGGAUUAAUUGCUGGUAUUACCGUGAGGGUGGUUGCCGGUGUUGCACUUAUUGCUGGCGGAGUUCUUCGUACUAUGAAAAUUUUCAUGGUUCCAACAGGUCAGCCUCUCCUUAAUAAUGGACCUGAUGACGCCCCAUUAGUUCUAACACAACCAGAACCAACAAAUGGAAAUACAGCAAAUUCAUCAACAUCCAAUACGGCGCCAAAUAAUAAUGCUAAUCGGGCUCAUUCACCAUUGUCAACUAAUUCAAAUGGACAGCGAAAUGUAUCAGGCUUGAGUGCUGCUAGUACUAUUGAUCUAUUUCUUUCGGGUCCGGCCACUACACCAUCUACACCCAACGCCAUGCCGCCAUUCAAACUUCUGAAUCUCGAACAUCAUUAA